AUGGGCACCGGCGCCUGCCUGGCGAGGGCGCCGCCGGAGCGGCGGACGCACGCCGCGGAGGCGGGGCGGGUCCCAGGCGGGCCCGCCGUGCGGCGCGGCCGGCGCCGCAGCUCCUCGGAAAGCGCGGCCGGCCGCUACGCCAGCGAGGAGGUCGAGACGCCCGAGGCACGGCAGGUCCGCCUGUCCCUGGAGGAGGCCUUCUGCGCUGCUGGCGUGGCGAGGCACAAGCGGAAGCAGCUCCGGCCCAGGCCGCGCCAGCUGGGCGCCUUCGCCAAGGUGGUGAUGGGCCCGAGCUCCCAGGACCCCGGCAUGCAGAUGGGCGGCUUCUGA
This is a messenger RNA of Prorocentrum cordatum, 330 nucleotides long. NCBI's taxonomy places the organism in Eukaryota, Dinophyceae, Prorocentrales, Prorocentraceae. The record is from the annotation of a GenBank genome assembly.